Molecule: messenger RNA, 790 nt
Organism: Cynocephalus volans (Philippine flying lemur)
Lineage: Eukaryota; Metazoa; Chordata; Mammalia; Dermoptera; Cynocephalidae
Gene: NRTN
Product: neurturin
Exons: 3
Coding region: 84-677 (197 amino acids)
Molecular function (GO): receptor tyrosine kinase binding; glial cell-derived neurotrophic factor receptor binding; growth factor activity
Source: RefSeq, a predicted model, not a curated record
GGCGGGGACAGGGGCUGGGGCCGGCGCGGGCGGCAGGCGCAGCCGCCACUGACGGGUAGUCCGGCGCCUUGAGCAGGCCGAGGAUGCAGCGCUGGAAGGCGGCGGCCUUGGCCUCGGUGCUCUGCAGCUCCGUGCUAUCCAUCUGGAUGUGUCGAGAGGGCCUGCUCCUCAGCCACCGCCUCGGACCCGCGCUAUCCCCGCUGCGCCGACUGCCUCGCGCCCUGGACGCCCGGAUCGCCCGCCUGGCCCAGUACCGUGCCCUGCUGCAAGGCGCCCCGGACGCGGUGGAGCUGCGCGAGCUGACGCCCUGGGCCGGGCGAUCCCAGGGUCCGCGCCGUCGGGCGGGGCCCCGACGGCGGCGCGCGCGUGCGCGUGCGGGGACGCGGCCGUGCGGGCUGCGCGAGCUCGAGGUGCGCGUGAGCGAGCUGGGCCUGGGCUACGCGUCGGACGAGACGGUGCUGUUCCGCUACUGCGCAGGCGUGUGCGAGGCGGCCGCGCGUGUCUACGACCUGGGGCUGCGGCGCCUGCGCCAGCGGCGGCGCUUGCGACGGGAGCGGGUGCGCGCGCAGCCCUGCUGCCGCCCGACGGCCUACGAGGACGAGGUGUCCUUCCUGGACACACACAGCCGCUACCACACGGUGCACGAGCUGUCGGCGCGCGAGUGCGCCUGCGUGUGACCCUACCUCACCGGCGCCGGCAGGACGGCGGCCACGCCCUCCGCCCCGACGGCAUCCAUCGUCCCGCCCGGCCGGACCCGCCACAGACCUGCCCAUGCGCAGAGAAUGCCGUC